UCGUAAAGCGCCGAUGUUGUGGUCGGAAAUUUGACCAGUCGUCCUCUGAGCUGAGCUUUCAGUCGCCCUUCAACCAACACAGACAGACCUCUUCCCGGCUGGAACGGACACUGGCCUAACAUUAAAUCAUGGCAGGCGCGCUUGCACGGAAAGGCUUUGACUACCUGAAGAGCAAAGAGUUCAGGGAUUAUUUGAUGAGGUAUCAUUUCUGGGGUCCUGUAGCAAACUGGGGUCUUCCCAUAGCUGCCAUCACAGAUAUGAAGAAGAGCCCUGAAAUCAUCAGUGGGAGGAUGACCUUCGCUCUGUGCUGUUACUCGCUGGUCUUCAUGAGGUUCGCCUACAAAGUGCAGCCUCGCAACUGGCUACUGUUUGCUUGCCACAUGACCAAUGAGUCAGCACAACUUAUCCAGGCCAGUCGUCUCAUCAAACACAAAAUGGAGAAGAAGUGGGGAUCGUAGUGGCAGAGUGGCACCAUGCUGCUUCAACGGGCACCUAAACCAGGACAUCAGAACUCAUGCAUCUACACAACUUAUCCAAUUAAUCUGUGAAAAAGCAGCACUUACAGCAAUCGUUUAACAUGAUGUUGUCAUGAUUGAUCACCCUGAUGAAGUUUUAGUCACUUUACUACACAGACAGAACAAAAGACGAUGGUUUCCUCCUAGAAUUAAGGUCAACUUCUUAUUUUGAGAUUUUUGCAUUAUUGAUCACGACACACAAUGAUGGACUCAGCUGAGCAGACUGGCAGAUGUCUUGCACACAGCAUCCAAUGGCUUUUGCACACUUUCAGACUUGGCUAAAGCAAUCAUUAUUUGUUAAUCAUCUCAUUUCAGGUCAUCGGUGUCCAUGUAUUUCUUGCAACGUAACUUGCUUAGGAAUUUAAGUAAUUUUGUCCAGAACUAUGGUUGAGGUCAGGUUGUGCAAAUAUGUCCACACUGUAGCCAAUUAUCAGUGACUAAGUAAGCAUGUAGGCUAGACUAACCUGUCUACCGUACCCUGGAGCAAGAUGUACUGUAAAAUGUGUUUGAGUGUGCUUUAGGAUCCUGUUUGGCAGAGUUUUAAACAGCGUCAUAAAUGAAAUUCAAAUAAAUGUUUGAAUUACAGAAAAUACAUAUUGACAUCUUAAGUGGUGAAACUGCUUGUGUUAUAAUUUACUAUAAUGGCACUUCAAGCUGGGACUGUUGAGGUUAUUGUGUUUUAAUAACUGAGCAAGACAAACUGCUUCUGUCACUGCUGAUCAAACAUGUACUGUGUGCUGUUGUAAAAUAUCAUUCACAUUAAUUUAUUGUCAUUGUGUAAUCCAACUUAUUUUCCCUCCUUAACAUUUCGAUUCUUUGGGUUUGUUAAAAUGAACUGGCUUUAAUACACUUGAUUUCUUUGCCGAGA
Molecule: messenger RNA, 1383 nt
Organism: Acanthochromis polyacanthus (spiny chromis)
Lineage: Eukaryota; Metazoa; Chordata; Actinopteri; Pomacentridae
Gene: mpc1
Product: mitochondrial pyruvate carrier 1
Exons: 4
Coding region: 129-458 (109 amino acids)
Biological process (GO): pyruvate import into mitochondria
Cellular component (GO): mitochondrial inner membrane
Source: RefSeq, a predicted model, not a curated record